GUGACGUAGUGCUACCAGGGCAACAUACGACGCUAAAGGUAACGAGGGAUCGAAAACUAUAACUAUUAGUAAGCUCAUCGGCAGUACACAUCAGUAAUAGGUUGGCCAAAGUAUCAAAGAUGGCUUGCAGAAAUCCUAAUUUUUCAACUCAGCACCAGAACUUUCUAACUGAGUCAUAUAACAAGGAAAGAGAUGCACGUCUGAAAUGGUUUUUCAAGAGUGAUAAGUCGGAAUCGAAGAAGCCCAAACAGUUCGAUGUUUUCAGACGAAAAAUCGAAGAAGGGUCUAAACCAUCCGAAGCGUUAUUACAGAGGCUGCCAACAAUUGUAGGUGAGACUCGAUAUAAUAAGAAGAAAGCUAAUCUAGUUGACAUGAUGGCAGAACGUGCAACCACUUCCUUGAACCCUGGAUCAGAAAUGAGACCGGUAACACCCAAAACAAAAUCAGGCUUGUAUGAUGGGUUUACAAAAGAAGGAAGGGGUCGGUACCAGUACUUGGAGAAGAGGUAUAAGAAGAUUCCUGAACAAAAGUACGAUUAUCCUCUUCUCAGCUCAUGGGAAUACGGAUGGAGACUUGGAGAUGUGAUAAAGAAAGAUGCAAUUAAAAAACCAGCCCAUGGUCGCACAAGAAUUGUUGCCGACACAUUUUACACAAGGAAUGGAAUUUCCAAAGAUACUUCACUGAAGGCUUAGACAUCUAGAUUUGAAUACACUUUAUCUUUGUGUGCGGUCGAUCAUCUUAUGUGUUUAUUCACCCACUCAGGUGAUCAUAUUUUGCUCAGUGAGAAGAGAUAUCUUUUGAAUCAGAUUCUACAAAUGUGAUUGGAUUUGUUUCAUGGACACUAAUUGAUAAAUGUAACCCAAGACAAGAUUCUGAAUGUUUCAACAACCCUUUAUUGUGAACUUCACAAUGAAUCAACUUUUAUCAAAGUUAUUGUGAAAUGGUGUUUGUAAUCAUGUUAAUAUUUGAUGUGGGUCCUUCAUUAUGUUAUAAGAAGCUGUGUGUACACGAAGUACUGAAUAUACUGAUUUAUAUAAUUGCACAAAUGUGUUUCAACUGUCUUGAUCACAGAUUUUCAUUCUUUCUGUGCAGGAAAUGUACUUGUUUUAAAUUGAAUAUGUCAUGGUAUUAAAGUUUGAGAGUGAAUUAUCACAUGAACAUAGUUGGACAUAUUUAUGCACUUUGCUUGUGUUAAGGAAACCAUUGUCUGGGCUGCAGGUCAUUGAAAGUUGUUUUUUGUAUUUUGGGUUGGCAACAAAGAUGAAAAUUUUGCUUAAUUAAUUAUAACAUUGAGGGUGUUCGCUUUGUAUUUCUCACAAUUUCAAAUUACAAGCGAUGUCAGUUUUGCUAUAUCAUUUGUUCUGGUAAAUACCAUAGAGCAAUGUGAAAUUAAUUUGUCAUGUUAUGUAACUGUAGUAGCUAGUAUGAUUGUGUUGGAGGUUGUUAUUUUAAAACUAAUUUAAUAGGAAUUCUCCUGUUUGCUCAAACUGAAAAGUCUUGCUGAGUUGCUGUUUGUAUUUAGUUUGCAAUAUAUUUCUCUUAAAACUCAAAGAUUCUGUGGUGAUCUUGUGUGAUCAGGUUCUAUUUACAGUUUGUUAUGAGCCAUUCAUUAUUUUAUGUACGUAGAGUAUUGACAUGAUUAUUUGAACAGAUCUGACUGUCCUGUAGCUGACUGGUUGUCUGACAACUUCUGCACAACUAUUUAGAUCAAUGUAUUUUAUAUCCUCUGUGAUAUUGAUUAUAAUGAUGCACAAUUUAGUGUGAUAUUAUUUUUGUACAUCAAAGUAUUGCUUGACUUAUCAAGCCUUUUUUGCUCACCUGUGUAGGUGCUUGCUGUCACACAUAUAAUAUGUGUAACAAAGGUUACCUGGUCUGUCUAUAUUAUUUAUUUUGUAUGGGAUGACCUGAUAUACACUAUUGCACAUGAUUAGCCAAACUUACUUUUUAAGAAAACAGUAUUGAACAAGAACUGUAAAUAAACAAAUGUCCUAGA
Molecule: messenger RNA, 1993 nt
Organism: Haliotis rufescens (red abalone)
Lineage: Eukaryota; Metazoa; Mollusca; Gastropoda; Lepetellida; Haliotidae
Product: protein ATP6V1FNB-like
Exons: 1
Coding region: 120-692 (190 amino acids)
Source: RefSeq, a predicted model, not a curated record